AUGAACAUAAAAUUAUUAACUAUUCUCUUUUCAAUAAUAUCUUUAUGCAUUUGUUAAUCAACAAUUGUUGAAAAAAACAAAGCUCAUGAACGUAUAAAGCAUUAAUUUAAUGAAAUCUAAAGUUCCGUUUAAGAAAUUUUAUGGUGUGGUGCCGCAUCUGCCAUUUCUGAAGAUGGUGACGUAAUGACAUACAAUCAAAUUGUUAGAAAUCGCAAAAUGUACAUCCUAACUGAUAAUGGUAAUCUAUAUUUUUCAAAAGAUUAUGGUCAAACUUUAAAAUCUAUAAACGAAAUUUUACUCAAAUAAACAAGCACGUAAGGCAAUCUUAUAAUAAAAGAUAUUUUAAUAAGCCCUAUCUUAAAUACUAAGGUCUAUAUUAUAGGAUAGUCCGGAAUUAGUUUUUAUACCGAAGAUUGUGGCAAAACAUACACUAAGAUAACACAUGAGCCUUUGUUGUAAAAUUUCUAGCCUCAUAUGUAAAACUAAGAUUAUUUAAUAGCUUUGUUGCCUACUAAUUGUAGCGAAAAUGAUCCUUUAUGUUUAUCGUUUACCUAUUAGUUAUAUUUAUCACAAAACAGCGGUGCUGAAUGGAGAAAAAUACUUGAUAAUGUUACGCAAGCUUAAUGGGAUAAAAUAAAAGCGACUAUUUUUAAUAAUGAGUAUAGAAUUAUUGUUAGUUAAGCAUAAUAUUAAGGAGAAAUAAAAAAAAGACAAAUCAUUUAUAGUGAUGAUUUCUUUAAUAGUUCAUAUAUAGUAUAAGAAAAUGGUACAAGAUAUUAUCAAAGUGAAGAUUACAUAUUUAUUUUGACUUAACAGAGCACUAAAUUUAAAUUAAUAAUAGGCCCUUCUUUAGUAAAUUAAAAGCAAAGCAAAUCUGAAAUUGAUUUGCCCAUAAAAAGAGUAAAAGAUGAAUCUUUUACUAUUUUGGAUAUUGUUAAUGGAGAAAUAAUUAUUUCAAUUAACCAUGAAGGGGAUGAAAAAGGAUAUACAAAUAUUUAUGUAUCCAAUUCUUAAGGAAAACAAUUCACAUUAUCUUUAUAAUAUGCUGUAGGUGAUAAUGAUUUAAAUAUUGAUUUUGAACCUAUUCAGAGUAAUGAAGGUACUUAUAUCGCAAAUGGUUAUGCAUAAUAAUAAGUAGAAAAAUAUAAAGCCUAUAAAUCCAGAAAAGUCACAAGUAGUACUAGUACACCAUUUAAUUUAGAAAAUUAUAAAAAAACUAAAAUUUCAUUCGAUAAAGGAGGAAAUUGGCAUAGUUUGAAAGCUCCUAAAGCUUCUUAUAAUAAUACUAAAUAUGAAUGUAGUGGUGAAUGCUCACUAUAAUUAAAAGGAAGAACUGAAUUACAUGGAAAUCCUUUAUAUUCUGUCAAAUAUGCACCUGGUUUGAUACUUGCAUCUGGUAACGUGGGUAUUUAUCUUACUUAAAAUCCUUCAGAAGUUAAUGUUUAUUUAUCUAGAGAUGGAGGACAUAAUUGGGAUGAAAUUUAAUAAGGAUCUUGGGCCUAUGAAAUUGCAGACUAAGGAGGAAUUAUAGUGUUAAUUUAAGAUGAUCAACCAACCAAUUUUAUUAUUUAUUCUGCAGACGAAGGAAAAACAUGGGAAAAAUUAUUAAUUAGUUAAAAUAUUAAAUUUAAUGUUGAUGAAAUAGUCACUGAGCAUAAUAAUACAGGUAGUGUUUUUAUUAUUUAUGGAAGUUAUGAAAAUUCAAACAAUUAAAGACCAGGAAUUAUAGUUUCUAUUGAUUUUAAUUAAUAUUUUAAUAGAAAAUGCUAAGGAGAAAAUGUAGCUGAUAAUGAAGAUUCAGAUUAUGAGUCAUGGAUUCCUAUCAACUUUAGUGGAAAAAAAUGUGUAUUUGGUUAAAGGGUAGAAUAUACAAGAAAAAAAAGAGAUGCGUAAUGUUUCAAUUCACUAAACUUGAUAUAAUACAAAAAAGUUCUAAACUAAUGCGAAUGUACAGAGGAAGAUUUCUAGUGUGAUUAUGGGUAUGCAAAAGAUGAUUUCGAUCCUAAUAAAUGUGUAGCUAUGAAUGAAAAUUUCGCUAAUAAAUAAGAUAAUACUAAACCUCCUGAAAAUUGUGUUGAUUAUUACUAUGUUACUUUAGGAUAUAGAAAAAUCUCAAAUAGUUAAUGUAAAGGAGGAGUAGAAGAUUAAUAUAUGCCAAGAAGAGUUGAAUGUCCAGAUAGAUUAAGCGAAGAGUAAAAAUAAGAAUAAAUUUAAAGAGAAAAGCUAUAAAAGGAAGGAUAUGGUAAUAGAGGAAAAGAUGAAAUUAAAAAGGAAAUUUAAGCAGAAUACUUUAAUUAAAAAUAAACUUCUGAAAAUAAUAAUGGUAUCUACAAAUUAUUUUAUAAACUUAAAUUUAAAAUAAAAGUCAGUAUUUUUUUAUUUAUUAUCAAAUGA
Molecule: messenger RNA, 2394 nt
Organism: Ichthyophthirius multifiliis
Lineage: Eukaryota; Ciliophora; Oligohymenophorea; Hymenostomatida
Exons: 8
Biological process (GO): post-Golgi vesicle-mediated transport
Cellular component (GO): Golgi apparatus; membrane
Molecular function (GO): protein binding
Source: RefSeq, a predicted model, not a curated record